GAAAAAAAGUAGAAGUAAAAAAAUAUAGGAGGAGCCAUAGAAGAAGCAGGGGGUGGUUUCAAAGACGCAGACCUUUUGACCUUAACAAAAGCCCCAUUAAAAGAGAGAAGCCAAAAGGUCUCUCUUUCCUUCUUUAUUGAGGUUUUUUGGCUUUUUGAAGUUUAAUAAAAGGAGAGAGAGGUUAAUUAACUUGAAAAAAAAAACCCAGAACAAAGCAGCUCAGGGUUUAGUUCAGUUCUUACAUUCAAGCUCUCAUAUUCUUACAUUUGAAGCCAAGAAAAGAGACUUUGUGGAUGCUCUUAAGAGAGAAACUUUUCGAUGUGCAGUGGUUCAAAGAGUAAACCAACACAUACUGGUUUCAACAUGGAGAAUGAAUUUCAAAAGCAAGAUGGGGUUUGCUAUGAUUUCUCUCUUUUGCUCGAGUUGUCUGCCUCGAAUGAUUUGACCGGGUUUAAGAGAGCAAUUGAAGUGGAGGGACAUGAUAUUGAUGCGCCAGGUUUGUGGUAUGGAAGGAGAAUUGGCUCGAAAAAGAUGGGAUUUGAGGAGAGGACACCCCUCAUGAUUGCUGCCUUGUACGGAAGCAAAGAUGUGUUGAAUUAUAUAUUGGAAACAGGUCAUGUGGAUGUCAACAGAGGGUAUGGUUCUGAUGGGGCCACAGCGCUUCACUGUGCUGCUGCCGGCGGCUCUUCUUCUGCACAUGAGGUUGCCAGGCUCUUGCUUGAUGCCUCUGCUGAUCCUAAUUCCGUUGAUGCCAAUGGAAAUCACCCUGGUGACUUGAUUGCCCCUGUUGUUGAGUCUGGUUCUAAUUCAACGAGAAAGACCCUGGAGAUCAUGUUAAAGGGUGGCAGUAGUGGUGAAGAAUCAUGUGUUUUGGCUUAUCAAAUUGUAAACGAGAUGGAUGGGCUGGAACAGCAAGAAAUUUCAACGCCAAGGGUUUCAAAAGACGGGCAUGAGAAGAGAGAGUAUCCUAUUGAUCUGACACUUCCUGAUAUUAAGAAUGGGAUAUAUGGGACUGACGAGUUUAGAAUGUAUACAUUUAAGGUCAAGCCUUGCUCAAGGGCUUACUCUCACGACUGGACAGAGUGCCCAUUUGUGCACCCUGGAGAGAAUGCUAGGCGUCGUGACCCCAGGAAGUACCACUAUAGCUGUGUUCCAUGUCCUGAGUUUCGAAAGGGGUCUUGCAGGCAGGGUGAUGCCUGUGAAUAUGCACAUGGUAUUUUUGAGUGCUGGCUUCAUCCUGCGCAGUAUAGAACUCGUCUCUGUAAAGAUGAGACAGGUUGCACUAGGAGGGUGUGUUUCUUUGCUCACAAGCCUGAAGAGCUUCGCCCCUUGUAUGCCUCUACAGGUUCGGCAGUGCCUUCUCCUAGAUCCUACUCAGCAAAUUGUUCAACUUUGGACAUGAGUUCUAUAAGCCCGCUUUCCCUUGGUUCUCCAUCUGUCUUGAUACCAUCCACAUCAACCCCACCAACUCCCUCCGGUUCCUCUUCACCUAUCGGUGGAUGGACAAACCAUUCUAAUGUGGUGCCCCCUGCAUUGCAGCUUCCUGGUAGCAGGUUGAAAUCUGCGUUGUGUGCUCGAGAUAUGGAGUUAGACAUGGAAUUGCUUGGGCUUGAAAGUCACCGUCGAAGGCAGCAGUUUAUGGAUGAGAUUUCUGGUCUUUCAUCUCCCUCCAGCUGGAACAAUGGUCUGUCCACUGCCUCAGCUUUUGCUGCCUCUGGUGAUCGAACUGGGGAGUUGAAUAGGCUUGGAGGAGUGAGGCCUACUAACCUUGAAGAUAUUUUUGGAUCCCUUGAUCCUUCAAUUUUACCUCAGAUGCAGGGACUCUCACUGGAUGCUGCAGUAGCUCAAUUGCAGCCUCCAACAGGGAUGCAGAUGCGCCAGAACAUCAACCAGCAGCUUCGGUCCAGCUAUCCCACCAGCUUCUCAUCAUCUCCUGUGAGAAGAUCACCAUCUUUUGGAGUUGAUCAUUCUGGAGGCGCAGCAGCAGCAGCUUUGAGUUCAAGAUCUGCUGCCUUUGCAAAGCGUAGCCAGAGCUUUGUGGAACGAAGUGCUGUGAAUCGUCAUACUGGGUUUUCUUCACCAUCAUCUUCAGCAAAUGUAAUGCCUUCUAACCUUGCUGACUGGGGUUCUCCUGAUGGAAAAUUAGAUUGGGGUAUCCAGGGAGAAGAGCUCAAUAAGCUCCGGAAGUCUGCUUCUUUUGGUUUUCGAAGCAAUGGUAGCAGUUUUGCUACAGCUGGUGCCUCAGUGCCAGCAACUGUUGAUGAGCCGGAUGUUUCAUGGGUACAGUCCCUGGUGAAGGAUACUCCUGCAAAAUCUGGGCCAUUGGGUUUUGAGGAGCAGCAGCAGUGUCAUCUUAACAUUGGAGGUUCAGAGACGCUCCCAGCUUGGGUGGAGCAGCUGUACAUGGAGCAGAAGCCAUUGGUGGCUUAGAAGCAAAUAGCAGCCCCAAUUUGGCCCAUAAUUCAUCAUUUAACUACUUAUUUAUUUUGCCAUUUUUUGAAUUUUUAUUAGUUUUGAUCACAUCUAGGAUGAAGAAACUGGAUAAAGGACAAAAGGAAAAAAAAAAUAGAAAUUAAAACCGAGGAAGAGAACAAAGAUAUCCGGGCAUGACUAAAUGUUUCUGCUCAAGGAUUUCUUAUAUUCGUAAGAAACAAUAGAUUCUUUUUCACUUGCAUAUAGAAGUGGGAAGCAUCAUCUUGUGCUGGUGAGAGUAGAAGCGGUGGCCUAGGGAUUUCAUUUUAUCCAUAGCCUGAUUUCAUUUUAGCUCUUGGGCUGUAUACAUCAUAUGUACUAAAAACUGUUACAGUAAUUACUUAAUAAAACAUGUAUCAGAAUUCGAUGGAU
This is a messenger RNA of Populus euphratica (Euphrates poplar), 2844 nucleotides long. RefSeq names its product zinc finger (CCCH-type) family protein. Lineage: Eukaryota; Viridiplantae; Streptophyta; Magnoliopsida; Malpighiales; Salicaceae. The coding region runs from base 319 to 2430 and encodes 703 amino acids. Gene Ontology annotation, molecular function: metal ion binding; protein binding. The transcript is spliced from 2 exons. The record is from RefSeq and is a predicted model, not a curated record.